This is a messenger RNA of Coccomyxa subellipsoidea C-169, 705 nucleotides long. RefSeq lists its product as hypothetical. Gene Ontology annotation, molecular function: iron ion binding. The coding region runs from base 1 to 705 and encodes 234 amino acids. The record is from RefSeq and is a predicted model, not a curated record. Lineage: Eukaryota; Viridiplantae; Chlorophyta; Trebouxiophyceae; Coccomyxaceae. The transcript is spliced from 6 exons.
AUGUCUGACUCUUUCUCAAAGGCAGGGCCAGAGACUCCUGCUCCCUCGUAUGAAAGCAUCGACUCUCAACCACUGAACAGGGCCAUAAUGUCUCUGUUCAGGCAGAAAAUGGUGGCUGCGAUCGGGAAAAAUUCUGAUAAGGAAGGAUAUGACGCGAUAGUCGAUCUUACUAGACUUCUCAACUCAAAAAGCAGCAAUCCUAGGGACACGCAGGUCAAAACGCGACAGAUCCUGCUCUCCCUGUUUCCAUCCUGGCUACCACCUGCAUUCAAGGUCAUGUUCUCGAAGCCUAUGCCUGAAGUGUCCUGCCAGCUCAACGCGUGGGUAACGAUGCUCACCUGCCAGUGGCUGAUGGGUCCCUGCAAGGUAAAUGAUGUGGAGCUGGAUGGGGGCCGGAUAGGAUCAGGGCAAGGGGUGCUAGUAGAGAGGUGCAGAUAUCUUGAGGAGACCGGCUGCGCUUCAGUGUGCCUCAACAGCUGUAAGAUACCCACGCAGGAGUUCUUUGCCAAGGACAUGGGGCUUCCGCUGACAAUGACGCCCAACUAUGAGGACUUCAGCUGCCAGUUCAGUUUCGGGCUGACACCCAAGCCCGCAGCAAUUGACGAGGCAUUUGCCACUCCUUGCUUCUCACAAUGUCCCAGCAAGCAGCGGCAUAGAGGGGAUAGGUGUCCUGGGGCUGACGUGGAAGCAGCUCAGCUGGCAUGA